Nycticebus coucang (slow loris) is the source of this 1641-nucleotide messenger RNA. It is a transcript of the gene SUCNR1, whose product is annotated as succinate receptor 1. NCBI's taxonomy places the organism in Eukaryota, Metazoa, Chordata, Mammalia, Primates, Lorisidae. Gene Ontology annotation, cellular component: plasma membrane. The transcript is spliced from 3 exons. The coding region runs from base 156 to 1232 and encodes 358 amino acids. Gene Ontology annotation, biological process: G protein-coupled receptor signaling pathway. The record is from RefSeq and is a predicted model, not a curated record. Gene Ontology annotation, molecular function: G protein-coupled receptor activity.
ACAUGUAGCCCUCAAGUGCGGCUCCUCCUUGGAACCCAAACCUCACAGAACAAAUCCUUUGAAUAAUGGAAAUUCCACUGUACCAUGAGAUCUCAGAAUUGAUGAUCUGACUGAAUAAGUUAUUCCUGGAAUUUUGAAUUAUUAAUUUUGGCUGCAUGAAAUGCAAAUCAGACUGUGCUAACCACAUCCAGCCCCACAGCACUAGGUCAGAAGCUGCAUCCAGUUGCUGGCUGCAUUUCGGUCAGGAGAUCAGGUCUUCCUCAACAAUGGAACCAAACGCAACUUGCGAAAACUGGCUGGCAGCAGAGGCUGCCUUGGAAAAGUAUUAUCUUUCUAUUUUUUAUGGGAUUGAGUUCGUUGUGGGACUCCUUGGGAAUACUGCCGUGGUCUUUGGCUACCUCUUCUGUCUGAAGAAUUGGAACAGCAGUAACAUCUAUCUCUUUAACCUCUCCAUCUCGGACUUAGCUUUCUUGUGCACUCUUCCCAUGCUGAUGAGAAAUUACGCCAGCAGAAACUGGAUCUAUGGAAACGCGUUGUGCAUCGGCAACCGAUUCCUGCUUCACGCCAACCUCUACACCAGCAUUCUGUUCCUCACUUUCAUCAGCAUAGAUCGAUACUUGCUCAUAAAAUAUCCUUUCCGGGAACACUUUCUGCAAAAGAAAGAGUUGGCUAUUUUAAUCUCCUUUGCCAUCUGGUUUUUGGUCACCUUAGAGCUCCUGCCCAUGCUUCCUAUCAUAAACUCGGUUGUCACUGACAAUGACACUGUGACCACCGUAUGUAAGGAUUAUGCAAGUUCCGGGGACCCCAAACACAACCUCAUUUACAGCCUAUGCCUGACGUUGUUGGGGUUCCUCAUUCCUCUGUUCGUGAUGUGCUUUUUUUAUUACAAGAUUGUUCUCUUCCUAAAGCAGAGGAGCAGGCAGCUGGUCACGGCGCUGUCCCUUGGAAAGCCUCUCACCUUGGUCAUCACCGCGGUGGUGACCUUCUCCGUGCUUUUCACACCCUACCAUGUCCUGCGGAACGUGAGGAUCGCGUUGCGCCUGGCGCGCUGGCAGCGGUACCCGUGCGCCCAGGCCAUGGUCAGGUCUCUCUACAUCGUGACUCGGCCUCUGGCCUUCCUCAACAGUGUCAUAAACCCCGUCUUCUACUUCCUCCUUGGAGAUCACUUCAGGGAGAUGCUGGUGAAUAAACUGCAGCACCUCUUCAAAUCCCUGCCGUUCUUUAGAAGAUGAGCUCAUGAACUCACAUUUUUAUGCAGAGAAAAGCGAGGUACUUAUGAAGCAGUUGUUUUACAGACGCAGCUGUAAGCCGGUUAGCUUUUGCUUGAACUCUUAGACACACAGGAGAGAGGGUCACAGACGUGACCCUGAUGUAAGGACCCGUUGUGCCUGGAGUAUGUGAAAAGAAUGGGAUGAGGAGAAGGUGUUGGUUUCUUCACCUAGGAAUUGAAAGGAGUUGAACCAGCACUACCUAACCUUUGGGCCUGUAAGUCCUGAGUUCCAUAAGACACCCCAAUCAGUCCGAAAGGAACAAAAGAUACAGCAAAUGAUCUGCAUUUAAUCAGUGGUCAGACUCUAAAUAUUGCCUUUAGAGGUUGUGUUCUUGAGGAAAUUUAAAGUAAACAGUAACAAAUAUUGAUCA